This is a messenger RNA of Pantherophis guttatus, 2286 nucleotides long. It is a transcript of the gene TYROBP, whose product is annotated as transmembrane immune signaling adaptor TYROBP. Gene Ontology annotation, molecular function: signaling receptor binding. The record is from RefSeq and is a predicted model, not a curated record. Gene Ontology annotation, cellular component: cell surface. NCBI's taxonomy places the organism in Eukaryota, Metazoa, Chordata, Lepidosauria, Squamata, Colubridae. Gene Ontology annotation, biological process: negative regulation of B cell proliferation; microglial cell activation involved in immune response; positive regulation of natural killer cell activation.
CCUGUUCUCUCACUCUUCAGACGGAUGUCACCACUGCCCCUCCAGUCCCAACGCCCUCACGCUUGGACGCUCCUUCCCAACAAGAAAGUCUUCAGGGUCAACGGCAACCCCCCAGCUUGGGAAUGGGAACCUCUAAUAUGGCACAGUUAGGAUUCCCCAUCCUCCCCAUUCUCCUGGGUUUGAGCUGGCCUCAGUUGGGAGCUGCCCAAGGUGCAAACGAUUGUGGCCAUUGCUUUCGGAUCGAUCCCGGCACCAUUGCAGGAAUCGUGCUGGGAGAUUUGUUCCUGACUUUGCUCAUUGCUCUCGGAGUCUACUAUGUGGUCAGCUGCAUCUAUAAGCAGAAAGCAACCAGCAGUGAAAAGCCUCAGCAUGAAUCUCCCUAUGAGGAACUUCAAGGGCAGCGAAUGGAUAUAUACAGCGACUUGAAAAAUCCAGGUUCCCGAAUUCCUUACAGAUAAUCUUCCUCCACUUCCUUGACCUUCCAACAUUAAGUGAGAAAUUCUGAGAUUGAAGUCAUUUUCAGAAGAUCAGCUCCACUGUUGUGUGCAAGCUUUCCACUGUGAAGUUCUACCUGACGGCUUCCCCUAUAUAACAUCUUGCACUUCAAUCAACAUUUAGUCUAUUUUCAAAACUGUCUGUGUCUCCCACUACCCAUACUUGCUACUCUUUUAAUAAGUGUAUCACCAAGGGUCUCUUGGGCAAUGGAGGUGGCUUAUAAAUUGAACAAAUAAGUAAAUAAAAUUAGACACAUUUAGGACGCAGUGGCUAAGACACUGAACUUGUCCAGGGGUGAAAUGCUACUGGUUCAGACCGGUUCAGGCAAACCGGUAGUGAAAAAUGCUACCAGUUCAGGCGAACUGGUAUUUCCGAUGAUCAGCUGGGCGACGAUCAGCUGUGACACAUGAUUUAUAUUAGCUAGAAUCGUCAGAUUUCCUGCUUUCUAGCUAAUGUAAAUCGCUUGGCACAACGGAUUCCCCCCCCCUUGCCUUGCUGUUCUACUUACCUUUGCAGACUCGGAAGGCUUCAAAAUGUUCCUUUUUUUAGCACUGCGCGGGUGCGCCUCAAGUGCGCAUGUGCGUGAAGCACGCACUCGGUAGCAGACUCACAGAACCGAUAGCAGACUUCAGAGCAUUUCACCCCUGAGCUUGUCAAUCAGAAAGGUUGGCAAUUUGGCAGUUCAAAUCCUUAGUAUAGGUCUCCUGUAUUAGCCGGGAGUUGGACUAGAUGACCUCCAAGGUACCUUCCAAUUCUUUUAGUGUUAUUUACCUGAAUCACCAUCUGUUCCACCCCAUUGGUGGUCGUAUCAUUGAAAAAGUUAUUCAGGAAGUGUGAACUUACUGUUCUCUGAACAGAGCCAUUAUUUCUGCCCAGAUAUGGGGAGAUGAACAGCAUAAAAAUUUAAUCAAUAAAUAACAAAAAAAAUUCAAAGUAGACAGAUUCUGGCAUAGCCAUCCAGGCUUACAGAUCUAACUGAAUCUGAGUUGCCCCCAUAACCAUAUAUCCAAAAAAGGCUGCCUGGAAGAUUUGGGGAAUCUAUUUAUUAGGUGGUGGUUGUUUUUCGUGGAGGCCUCUCAGUUCCUUUUUUUUUUUUUUUGGCUCAAAACCAAAAGGGUUGAGUUCAGACACAGCUGCCUUUAGAUUUUGAGGAAAUUUAUAUUAAUUGAAAUUAAUAGGGUCUUAGAACCUGAUGAAUUUGAUUUCAAUGAAGUUCAUUAAUUUCAUUUCCAAUCCAAUCAUUUACACCGGUUUUUAAAGGUGGAGUCUUCUGGAAAGCCCAAAUGGAUGGUUGUUAUGGAAGAUGUGUAAAUUGCUUUUACUAGUGCCAUUUGUUUAUUAACUUCUUCUAGUAUACACUGAGUUCCAGGGAGAAGCAUUUCCCAUAACUUGCUUCUAAUCAGAAAGUCAACCUUGGACCUCCAGCAUGCAAGCAGAUGUUCUAUCAACUAAGGAAAGAGAGCGUUUAAAACAAGGGUGUUCAACCUUGGCAACUUUUAAGACUUGUGGACUUUCAACUCCCAGAAUUCCCCCAGCCGUCAUACCUGGCUAAGGAAUUCUGGGAGUUGAAGUCCACAAGUCUUAAUGUCGCCAAAGUUGGAUAUCCCUCAUAUAAGAGAUUCUUGUUUCCUUUGCUUCCUUUGCUUAAGUGCAGGGCUGAGACGUUAGGCGUAUUGUAUUAUGGAUUUGCUAUACUUUUAUUACCUUUUUUGCAUAUAAUUUGUGUAUAUUUUUUCACGGAGGUUUUUUUUUUUUUUUUUCCCAUUCAAUAAAAUUUGCUUUGCUAUAAUA